UUUGUAUAAAGGUGUAAAAUCGGUUUCCGGAUCUAGUUUACUGUCUUUGCGUAGCUUGCCACUUUCUGUAAUAACAAGAGAAGACCGAUCAGCAUCGAAUAUGCUGGAAUAACGCUUAAAUCGUAUUUACCUUGUUAUUUACCUGUUAUGCUUAGCUACAUCUAUGAGCCUGAUGGAAACCGAUAUGGACCUAACCUUAGAUUUCAAAUUCGUAAUAUGAUAUGAUAUUUUUUUAGUUCAUCACUGUAGCUAACUGAAUGAUUUGGUUGUUAUGAUCUCUCUCUCUCUGUGUGUGUGUUGGGGGGUGUAAGUCCGGGGCAAGAAGGACCCGGAAGGGAAGAGCAGCUGCCGCUUUUAUUUGGGGGGGCGAGAACUAACCAACAUUAUAACUAAAAUAAAAUGUUUUUAAAGAAAACUGUAGCUUAACAGCUGCAACGAUUAGACUGCGUGGGACCUGGUAAUCAAGCUUUUUUUGUUAAUAUAUAUACAUAUAUACGGAAUAAAUGUUUCGAGAGAAAAAUCAAAUAAAAGCCCAGAACUGAUGUAGCAGUGUCACCAUCCCCACUACCUCCAUCCAGUCCCCUGUGCCUGCCCGUCUGUCUCUCUGUAUGCCCUGGGAGAGACCUGUCUGUCUGGGCUAUACAGAGCAAGGAGUGACAACACAGCCGAGACUGACCCACCACAACUGACUGGUCUACUCUGGAGGUUCUAGACACCACCACCAACACCCUACAGAUUGAGAGCCCAGUUGAAAGGAUGGCCCCUGAUUGGUCUCCCUGCUGAGAGAGGAAACCAACCUGAUUGGUCUCCCUGCCUGCUCUCAUCCAUCAGUGGGGAACAGGAAGAGUUGCUGUUUUUGUUGUUGUUUUGCUGCAGAAGUACUUUAACCUGGUCCUGGGACACGUCUGUUCUGUCUAUCUGAUGUCACAAAGCACUGGGGUCUCUCUGGGACUCUGGUAGUUUUCUUUAAUUAAAAAAAAAACAUUCCAGGUUGGUUUUGGAGCCCGGUUCUUUUACCGGCUUUGUUAACUACUGAAACUGGGGGAGGGGGACGAUUCAUGGGAUGCAACGAUGUCGGAUCUCAAUGAGCGUAGGCCAGUCAACACGGACUACGCUGUCUCCCUGCUGGAGCAGCUCAAGCUGUUUUACGAACAGAAGUUACUGACUGACGUGGUGCUGCUGGUGGAAGGCAACGAAUUCCCCUGUCACAAGAUGGUCCUGGCCACAUGCAGCUCCUAUUUCAGGGCCAUGUUUAUGAGUGGUCUGUCUGAGAGUAAACAGAGUCAUGUUCACCUGAGGAACGUGAACCCAUCCACCCUGCAGAUGAUCAUCACAUAUGCCUAUACAGGCAACCUGGCUGUUAACGACAACACCGUGGAGCCCCUUUAUGAGACGGCAUGUUUCCUCCAGGUAGAGGACGUGCUACUGCAGUGCAGGGACUACCUGGUGAAGAAGAUCCACGCAGACAACUGUGUCCGGAUGCUGAGCAUCGGGGACCUGUUCUCCUGUGUGGAGCUGAAGCAGAGUGCCAAGCGCAUGGUGGAACACAAGUUCUCCGUGGUCUACCGUCAGGAGGCCUUCCUACAGCUGUCCCACGAGCUGCUGGUCGACAUACUGAGCUCAGACAACCUCAACGUGGAGAAGGAGGAGACUGUGAGAGAGGCGGCCAUGCUGUGGCUGGAGUACAACAUGCAGGCCAGGUCCCAGUACCUCUCCUCGGUGCUCAGCCAGAUCCGCAUCGACGCUCUGUCUGAGGUGACGCAGCGUGCCUGGUUCCAGGGCCUACCUCCUAACGACAAGUCUGUUGUAGUGCAGGGCCUGUACAAGUCCAUGCCCAAGUUCUUCAAACCCCGCCUGGGAAUGACCAAGGAGGAGAUGCUCAUCUUCAUGGAGGCUACGUCAGAGUCGCCUGCUGACAUGGGUCCGGUCAUGACGGGCCCCAACCACACGGUAGUGUGUUACAGCCCGCAGGCUGAGAAGGUCUACAAGCUCAGCAACCCACCCGGCGACCUUCAGAAGGUGGGAACGCUCGUCACCCCCGACAACGACGUGUUCAUCGCAGGCGGGCAGAUCCCGCUGAAGAACUCAAUCGCCAACCACAGGAAGAGUGGCAGCAAGAUGCAGGCAGUGUUCCGAUCGGUGGACAGCUUCUUCUGGUUCGACGCCCAGCAGAACACCUGGUUGCCCAGGACGCCCAUGACGUGUGCCCGCAUCAAGCCCUCUCUGGUCUACUGUGAGGGUUACAUCUACGCCAUCGGGGGGGACAAUGUGGGCGGGGAGCUGAAUAAACGUACCGUAGAACGCUACGACUGUGAGAAAGACGAGUGGGCCAUGACGUCUCCUCUCCCCUGCGCCUGGAAUUGGACCACGUCCGUAGCGACACGCGGCUGUGUCUACGUGAUGACCCACGACCUCAUGUACUGCUACUUCCCCCGCGCUGACACCUGGGUAGAGAUGGCCACGAGGAAGACCAGUCGCUGCUUUGCCUCCGUCGCUGCCUUAGGUGACCUCAUCUUCUAUAUCGGCGGGCUCCACGUGGUCAGCAACUCGGGUGUCCGCAUGCCCACCAGCACCAUCGACGGCUCCUCCGUCACCGUGGAGAUCUACGAUGUCAGCAAGAACGAGUGGCGCCUGGCCGCCGACAUCCCUGCCAAGCGUUACUCAGACCCGUGCGUGCGGGCUGUGGUCCUCCCGGGUUCUCUCUGCAUCUUCAUGCGCGAGACUCACAUGAACGAGCGCGCCAAGUACGCCAUCUACCAGUACGAUCUGGAGCUGGACCGCUGGUUCCUGAGGCAGCCCGUGUCUGAGCGGGUACUGUGGGACCUGGGGAAGGACUUCCGCUGCUCUGUGGGGAAGCUGUACCCAUCCUGUCUGGAGGAGUCUCCAUGGAAACCGCCCACCUACCUGUUCUCCACCGAUGGGGCCGAGGAGUUUCAGGUGGACGGGGAGAUGGUGUCGCUCCCUCACAUAUAACUCUUGACCUUUCACCUCUGGCCGUGUUGGAGGGGUGGCCCUGAAGGCUUGUGGAUGGGGACGGGGCGGGAGGGGGGGAUGGAGGAGUAGAUUACCACAGUACUGAGGCACUAAGUGUGUUGAUAUCUGGAUCAGAGGCAUCUGACAAUUACUAGACUUGCUGCAUUUAAAGUCUGUUCUGCUCGACUGGUUGUUGCUGACAAACAAACAGUACUAAACAGUCAGACAUUCAAAAUGUAGGAGAGAAACGGAAAAAAUAAUGAUUCCCCUCCAAAUACUAGGAUUUGAACUUAAUUUGUUGUUGCCAGUUCUGACUUUAUUAUCACAAGUCAACUGAUAUGUGGUGGUAAUGAUGCACUUACAGGUGAAAGUCUCCUUGGAAUAAUGAUGGAAACUGUACCAAACCCCCCCCCUGAUCUCCAUCUCUCUUUAUCAACACUGUUUUCAAUCCACGUGUCUUUCCCAGGGACACCUGGCUUGUGUCCCAAAUGACUCCCUAUUCCCUGUGUGUAGGGCACUACUUUUUGAUGAGAGCUCUAUAGGCUUCUUGCCAAAAUAAGUGGCUUUUAUAUAGAAUGAGGGUGCCAUUUUGGGAUGCACCUGGUAUUAGAACAUCCAGGGGACAGGGUGGAGGUCUGAGGUGUCGCAGUGGGAAUGGGGAGGUGUGGGAGAGGGUUCUAGGUGGUGAAUGCAGGUCCUGUCACUGGUCCAUCUCUUCACCUCUCGGUCCCAGACACCCACACAAGCACCUGUCUCUCCCCUGGUACACUUACCGCCCUUCUAGCCUGUCUCCUAGGUCGUGCGUCCACAGUGGCUCCCUAUUCUCUACAGAGUGCACUACUUUUGACCAGGGCCCAUAGGGCAACCGUACGUGUGUUGAGCUCGCCCAUAGGGCUCUGGUCAAAAGUAGUGCACUCCUAUAGGGAGCCAUUGUGGACGCUUCCUUAGUCAAUCUUUCUGGACACAGGUCUUCCUCACAGCCAGCUGGAAGUUAACAGAACAGCGCCAACACUAGCUGACCUCCGUCUCAGCAUAGUGAUUGGAGGAUUUAUGCCGGAUCUCUUUUUUUUAAUUUUUUAUGCGGGUCUUCGCAACCACACACCUGCUUCACUCUCUCAGUACUCUCAUCAACACACCACCUGCUUCACUCUCUCAGUACUCUCAUCAACACACCACCUGCUUCACUCUCUCUACUCUCAUCAACACACCACCUGCUUCACUCUCAGUACUCUCAUCAACACACCACCUGCUUCACUCUCAGUACUCUCAUCAACACACCACCUGCUUCACUCUCUCAGUACUCUCAUCACACACACCUGCUUCACCUGCUUCACUCUCAGUACUCUCAUCAACACACCACCUGCUUCACUCUCAGUACUCUCAUCAACAACACCACCUGCUUCACUCUCUCAGUACUCUCAUCAACACACCACCUGCUUCACUCUCUCAGUACUCUCAUCAACACACCACCUGCUUCACACUUUCUCAGUACCUCUCAUCAACACACCACCUGCUUCACUCUCUCAGUACUCUCAUCAACACACCACCUGCUUCACUCUCUCAGUACUCUCAUCAACACACCACCUGCUUCACUCUCAGUACUCUCAUCAACACACCACCUGCUUCACUUCUCUCAGUACUCUCAUCAACACACCACCUGCUUCACACUUUCUCAGUACUCUCAUCAACACACCACCUGCUUCAACACACACUUUCUCAGUACUCUCAUCAACACACCACCUGCUUCACGCUCUCAGUACUCUCAUCAACACACCACCUGCUUCACGCUCUCAGUACUAUCAUCAACACACCACCUGCUUCACGCUCUCAGUACUAUCAUCAACACACCACCUGCUUCACUCUCUCAGUACUCUCAUCAACACACCACCUGCUUCACUCUCUCAGUACUCUCAUCAACACACCACCUGCUUCACUCUCUCAGUAC
This is a messenger RNA of Oncorhynchus tshawytscha (Chinook salmon), 4918 nucleotides long. Its product is annotated as kelch repeat and BTB domain-containing protein 2-like. The coding region runs from base 1072 to 2973 and encodes 633 amino acids. Gene Ontology annotation, molecular function: protein binding. The transcript is spliced from 5 exons. NCBI's taxonomy places the organism in Eukaryota, Metazoa, Chordata, Actinopteri, Salmoniformes, Salmonidae. The record is from RefSeq and is a predicted model, not a curated record.